AUGUUCGAAUUGCGUCUCUCUAAAUGCUGCUUCACAGUCCCCAACGACCCGGCCCGCUUCACAGUCCCCAACGACUCGACCCGCUUCACAGUCCCCAACGACCCGACCCGCUUCACAGUCCCCCAACGACCCGACCCGCUUCACAGUCCCCCAACGACCCGACCCGCUUCACAGUCCCCCAACGACCCGACCCGCUUCACAGUCCCCCAACGACUAGACCCGCUUCACAGUCCCCCAACGACCCGACCCGCUUCACAGUCCCCCAACGACCCGACUCGCUUCACAGUCCCCAACGACCCGACCCGCUUCACAGUCCCCCAACGACCCGACCCGCUUCACAGUCCCCAACGACCCGGCCCGCUUCACAGUCCCCAACGACUCGACCCGCUUCACAGUCCCCAACGACCCGACCCGCUUCACAGUCCCCCAAGGACCCGACCCGCUUCACAAUCCCCCAACGACCCGACCCGCUUCACAGUCCCCCAACGACCCGACCCGCUUCACAGUCCCCCAACGACUAGACCCGCUUCACAGUCCCCCAACGACCCGACCCGCUUCACAGUCCCCCAACGACCCGACUCGCUUCACAGUCCCCAACGACCCGACCCGCUUCACAGUCCCCCAACGACCCGACCCGCUUCACAGUCCCCAACGACCCGGCCCGCUUCACAGUCCCCAACGACCCGACUCGCUUCACAGUCCCCAACGACCCGACCCGCUUCACAGUCCCCCAACGACUAG
Molecule: messenger RNA, 741 nt
Organism: Procambarus clarkii (red swamp crayfish)
Lineage: Eukaryota; Metazoa; Arthropoda; Malacostraca; Decapoda; Cambaridae
Source: RefSeq, a predicted model, not a curated record